CCAUAUAUAUAGAAUUCACCAUUUUCAUGGAACGAUUUUUUUCACGCCAUUUUGAGAAACCCUAAACCUCGAAAAGCUUCAAUGGCGACAGUACCAGUUAAUCCGAAGCCUUUUUUGAACAAUUUGACUGGAAAGCCUGUGAUGGUAAAGCUGAAGUGGGGAUUAGAGUACAAAGGGUAUUUGGUCUCUGUGGAUUCAUAUAUGAACUUGCAGCUUGCAAAUGCAGAAGAAUUCACUGAUGGAGUAAGCUCUGGCUCUCUCGGAGAGAUCCUGAUUAGAUGUAACAAUGUCCUCUAUCUUCGUGGUGUACCCGAGGAUGAAGAACUGGAAGAUGCUGAUCGCGACUAGGAAGUGUAUUUAUAUGACAAAUUGAUCAACGACUUGAAUGUAUCCCCGAUUAUGUGUUUUCUUUAGGUGCUCCUUUCUGAUAUAUGCUGUUCGUAGUCUGGCGAAAAUAUUGUUAACCAAUGAUUUACGGAGCAAAGUGACUAGAAAGCUGUAUGAUCUCCAGAUUGCUUUAUUUUUGUUAUAAUCACAAGCUUCAACUCGUAUCAUAUAAUACAAAAGUAAUGCAUGAUUGAUA
This is a messenger RNA of Solanum pennellii, 583 nucleotides long. Its product is annotated as probable small nuclear ribonucleoprotein F. Gene Ontology annotation, biological process: spliceosomal snRNP assembly; mRNA splicing, via spliceosome. Lineage: Eukaryota; Viridiplantae; Streptophyta; Magnoliopsida; Solanales; Solanaceae. Gene Ontology annotation, cellular component: catalytic step 2 spliceosome; U1 snRNP. The record is from RefSeq and is a predicted model, not a curated record. The transcript has 5 exons. The coding region runs from base 82 to 348 and encodes 88 amino acids. Gene Ontology annotation, molecular function: RNA binding.